UUUAUUUAUUUACCUUCCUAGCUACAAUUGUUGCAGAUUGGCACGUCGGCCGGCCCAACACCACCACUGCGCGUCAGUUGCGGCCGCUGCAACCACCGUGAUGCUCCGCCACGCGCGGCGGCGCCCAGGCUACGGCCUCCAUCUCUGCGCUGCCGCCUCAGCACUCAUUCUUAUUCUCUUCUCUCUCUCUGUACUCCAUAGUCGCCUCUCCUCCUCCCCUUCUUUUCCCCUCCGCCUCGGCCUCCCUUCCGUCCUUCCCCGCCGCACCCAUGUUGACCCAGUUCCUGAUCAUGACACUGCCCUCUUCGAAGACGAAGACAUCGAUCCUCUCAAUGAGACCGACCCAGGAGAGGACAGGAUUGAUGAGCUUGACGUCGUCGAGGAGGAAGUGGAACGUGGUGGAAGCGCCCAGGUGGAGGAGGAGGACUCCGAUGAGCAAGAUACCGACGAGACUUCAGUCCAGGAUAUUCCCAGAUCAGGCCUGUUCUGGGACCAUGGCCUCGGCGUCGCCCGCAGGCGAUUUGGCCCAGCGGAUCAGGACUGGCAGCGCAAACGCUUUCCCUCGUCUUACGGUGCCUGCCCCUUUAGGAGCAAGAUCUCGUUCGCGUCGGAUGAUCAGCCGGUGGAUGAGGACAUGCGGAUCAAGCUCGACUCCAUCCGGAAGGUCGAGGACGCUCUACUGCUAAAAACGGGCUCCGGCGAGUCACCUCUGCGGGAUGGGUGGGCCCGUUGGUUGGAGGGGAAGGGGAAUUUCCUCCGACGGGAGCGGAUGCUCCGAUCUAAUCUCGAACUCUUGAACCCCAGGAACCAUCCUUUGCUUCAGGAUCCAGACGGCCCCGGAUUAACGACCCUCACUCAAGGCGAUCGGUUGAUUCAAAGGACGCUGUUGAGGGAGAUGGAGAGAACGCCACUAACUUUGCGCAAGGGUGAUGAUGCUAAAAGGUCCGAGAGGAGAAGAACACUAGUAGUGGAGAAGCAAGAGGAGAUAUCAAAUGGGCACCUGCAGAAGCAUACCCAAGAGGGUCGAAUGCACACUCAUGAUCGGCGAUGGGGCUAUUUUCCUGGUUUGGAUCCCCAUCUAACAUUUUCGGAGUUUAUGGAGCAAUUUCUGGGCAGUGGACAAUGCGGCAUAACAGUAUUCAUGGUGUGGAACAGUCCACAAUGGACUUAUGGUCCCCGGCAUCGCCUGGGCCUUGAGAGUCUUCUUCAUCAUCAUUGGGACGCUUGCGUUGUUGUGUUCUCUGAGACAAUGGAGCUGGGCUUCUUCAGGGACCUAGUCAAGGAGGGGUAUAGAGUUGCUGUUGCAAUGCCAAAUCUUGAGGAACUUCUAGAGGACACUGAAGCACGAGUUUUUUCAUCUGCAUUCUUUGAUUGGAGGAAGACGAAGUAUUAUUCUGUUCAUUAUAGUGAGUUAGUGCGUCUUGCUGUUCUAUUCAAGUACGGUGGCAUAUACCUUGAUUCAGAUAUUGUAGUUCUAAAGCCUCUGCACCUGCUUAAGAACCUGGUAUCAAUCGAGUCUAACACAUCUGGCAGUACAGUCUUCAAUGGUGCAGUCAUGGCAUUUGAGAAGAACAGUUCAUUGAUGCUGGAGUGCCUUAAAGAACUAGUUGCAACAUAUCAUGGCAACCUUUUAAGGUGGAAUGGGGCUGAGCUUAUGACACGAGUAAUAAACAGGGUCUCUGACAAGACUGAUAAGUUUGAUAUGCAGAUGGAACCUCAAUUUAUCUUUCAUCCUAUCAGUUCGACAAAUAUCACAAGGUAUUUUGCAGAGCCUUCUGGUGAGUUUGAAAGAGUUGAAGAAGAUGCUCUUUUGAACAAGAUUGUGAAUGAAUCAACCACAUUCCAUUUCUGGAAUGGCUUAACAUUUGCGCUGGUUCCUAAGCCUAACAGUCUCGUGGAACGGCUUCUCAAUCAAUAUUCCCUUCAUUGUCACGGGUGCUGAAAACAAAAAUCAAGGGGGCAUUAUCAGAAUAAAAAAGCAGCUGCUUUAGGCGAAAUUGGUACCUUCUGAGGGACAUCAUCUUUGGUGAAUCAAUUUACUGCGCUUGGCUGCUGUUGCAAGAAAGUCAUUUAUUUAAGAGACAAGCUUUAUACAGGAUUUAGAGAUAAGUGACUCUUUAAUGUUGUUGGUAACAAAGUGCUAUGGCCUAUUCCCGAGAUAAUAAAGAAUUGCGGAUAUAAUUUUGUUUU
Messenger RNA from Zingiber officinale, 2190 nucleotides. RefSeq lists its product as uncharacterized. The transcript is spliced from 6 exons. The coding region runs from base 101 to 1942 and encodes 613 amino acids. The record is from RefSeq and is a predicted model, not a curated record. NCBI's taxonomy places the organism in Eukaryota, Viridiplantae, Streptophyta, Magnoliopsida, Zingiberales, Zingiberaceae.